Molecule: messenger RNA, 4034 nt
Organism: Klebsormidium nitens
Lineage: Eukaryota; Viridiplantae; Streptophyta; Klebsormidiophyceae; Klebsormidiales; Klebsormidiaceae
Source: the annotation of a GenBank genome assembly
AAAGUGUUGGAAAGGCUGCAUUCCGGCAGACUGCAGAUGGUUUAUUUCUGAUUCACGUAACUUGCGCCAGAUUCAAAUCCAAAGAGCCCCAUUUGCCAGGAAGGGCAGGUGUCGUUUGCGGACCCCAUUAGGGAUCACGUACGGCCAACAAGUUUCUCUGAGCAAUCGUUUUGCGCCCAGACUGGUUUGGUAAGACGACAUGUACCGCUAAGGUCACGGAGACCGCGAGCAAGAUUGGGCACAUUCAUAAUGGCUCUCAGAUGGGGCAGGCAAAUCCAGGCUGUUGUGCUCCUGGUACUGGUGCUGAUGCAAGCAGCCUCGUUCGUCCGAGGCCAAAGUAACGUGCGGCUGUGCGUGGUUGGCCCAGACGAACUCAAGCAGUGUGAGAAGCUGUUAGCAGUUCUGGCAGCAUCGCCGGGCAAACCCAGCUGGAUCUGCGUGCAGGAGAACGACCGCGAGGGGUGCGUUCUGGCGGUGGGCAACAGCGUGGCAGAUACCAUGGUGGCCGCGCCGGGGGACAUUGUACACGCAUACCUGCAGUUCGGCAUGCGCGCAGCACUUGCCGAGGUCUACUCCCCGAGCCCCUCCUUUGCUGACGUGGCAAUCGUGGACAAGGCGCUAUGCGACGCCCAGCCCAACUUGAGCCUCGCCGACCUCGCGGGAAAGCGCGCCUGCUUUGCGGGCUACCGGGAUGACGCCGGCUGGGAUCUGCUGCUCGGGGUGCUCGUCGACAAAGGCAUCCUCCAACCAGUGAACCAAGAUCCGGCUGUUGCCAACGACAUCGAGACGGUGGAAGCGUUCUUUUCCAAGGUGUGCGCUCCGGGGCCGGCCGACGGCGAGCGGGUGUGCUCUGGCUGCAUCGGCGACUGCUCUACCGCGGCGGACAUUUACAGCGGUCAGGAGGGCGCCCUGCAGUGCGUCAGCGACAAGGCUGGUGACGUGGCCUUCCUGCGCAGCGACACGUUGCAGGCCUUCCAAGCCAACAACCUUGCCACGGGCCGCACGAUCCGGGCUGCAUCCGAGUUCAGGUAUCUCUGCCCGGGGGGCGGCUGCCAGUCGCUGGACCAGGGCCUCAGCGGCUGCUAUUUGGCGCCCAUCCCGGCCUCCGCGCUGCUCACGCGCCGCUUCUACGACGCGUCUGCCAUCCAGGCCACGCUGACGUCAGCAGCAGCUGACGCGGGCUUCCAGGCGCUCUUCAUGAACGGCUCCAACCCUGCCGGGCUCAUCUUCUCCCCGGCCCUGUCGGGCUUCCAAACCGUCACCGCGACCCAGCUCGAUUAUGUCGGACCGGAGGCCCUGCGAGCCUACGAGGCCUUUGACACCAUCGACGGCGCCCCGCUGCAGACGUCCCCACAGACCGGGGGCGGGGCGAUAACAAACUUGGUUCCCCCGCCGUACAUCCUCAAAUGGUGCACGACCUCCGAGGAGGAGCAAGCGGUGUGCCUCAGUAUGGCCGUCAUUCUCAGGGUCAACGUCAACCCACAUUACGUCUGGGGCUGCGUCCAGAUGCCAUCCCUUGCUGAUUGCAUUCUGGCGAUCCAGAAAGGGAUAGUGGACUUCGUGACGCUGGAUGGUGGGGACGUGUUCUUGGGCUCUGCAUAUUACCAGCUCAAGGCGUUCGUUUCCGAGGUGUACUCCCAAGGCUCCGCUGGCGCCGUCAGCAGUGACGUCAUCCGCGCGGUGGCCGUGGUUAAGAAGGAAUUGUGCGACGCAAACCCAUUUUUGAACUUCGCGGCCCUGCAGGGCAAGACGAGCUGCCACCCCUACUACCGACAGGAAGCCGGGUGGGUCGCACCGGUUGGUUUCCUGCUCGACUCGGGCUUCCUCCCGACCAUCAACACCGACUUCAGCAAGCGCAACGACCUGGAGAGCGUGCAGACGUUCUUCGCCCGGGUGUGCGCCCCGGGGAACGAAGCCGACAGCCGCGUCUGCAGCGCGUGCGCGGGGAACUGCUCCAUGCAGGAGCCGUUUGCGGGAGACGCAGGUGCCCUCAACUGCCUGAUGAACGGGGGCGGCGACGUGGCUUGGGUGGACGCAAACGCGGUGACCAAUUAUGCGAAGGGCGGGCCGCUCGCACAGAAGUGGGCCAACACCACCGUCGAUGGCCUCCGGUUGCUGUGCCCGGACGUGGGCUGUGUUGAGGUGGGCCGAAUGACGGCGGACUGCGUGCUCGCGAGCGUCCCGCCGCGCGCCGUGGUGACACGUGGCGACAUGGCGAUUGCCAUACCGGGGCAGAUCCUGCUGAAUGCAACGCGGGACAAGGCCUUCCAGGCGCUCUUCUUGGGGGGGACCAACACCGGGAGUUUCGUCUUCAGGGCGGACACGCGCGGUCUGGCGCCCAUUACGACGAGCACGGACGACUUUCUGGGCGCGAGCACGCUCGAGGCGUACAGCGCGCUCUUCGAACUAGACGCGGCGCCCGUGGCCACCAACGUGAUUCGGUGGUGCCUCCCCGGCCGGCCCGAGUACCAGCAGUGCCUGCUCAUGCUCCCCGCACUGCAGGCCACCGAGCCGUCCCUCAACUGGCAAUGCAUCCUGCGCAACACGACGCAGGCGUGCAUCGACGCGGUGACGUCAGGUGACGCCGAGGUGGUGAUGCUGGACGGGAACCACAUGUUCGAAGAGGUCAAGUCCGGCAGGCUGACGCCUACGGUCUCCGAGAGCUACGACGAGCUCCACUCGCUGACAUACAGGGCCGUGGCCGUGGUCCGGAAGGAGUUCUGCGACCGCGAAACGAUCCCGACGCUGAAAGACUUGCGCGGCAAGAACUCGUGCCACGGGAGCACGCUCUCCGCUUACGGCUGGACCGUUCCGGUGGGCGACAUGCUGCGGAGCGGAGCGAUGUCGCCGAUGAACGGGGACCCGCAGUUACCGAACGACAUCGAGUCGGUGGAGCAAUUCUUCGGCAAGAGCUGCGCCCCGGGGGAGGUCGACUCGCAGCGCAUCUGCACCGCAUGCCCCGGGGACUGCGGGCUGCACACCGAUCCUUAUUUUGGCACCGUGGGGGCCUUCCGGUGCCUCAUGGAGGGGGCGGGGGACGUCGCCUUCGUGCGGCACACCACGCCCGGGGAGUACGCGCAGGGAGGCCCGGGGGCUCAGCCGUGGUCCACUCUCCCGGCCUCCGAGUUCCGCCUGCUUUGCCCCUCGGGGGGCUGCGCGGCGAUCGGGCAAGAGGCCACGUGUGCGUUCACAAACGUCCCCGGCGCGUCGCUGCUCGCGCGUCCGAACGUGGCCGCGAACGCGCUCGCGCUGCUCCAGGGCGCGCUCGCGCGGCUGGGCGACGGAGCGAGCCCGCAUUUCAAUUACCUCUUUGAGCAGAGCAAGAACACGGCCGGCCUCAUCUUCGACUACAAUCUGCACUCCUUGAACCCGAUUAACGAGACGGCCGAGGUCUUCCUCGCGUCGACGAGCCUGCAGUUCGCCUCGUUUGGAGCGCUGAGCGAGUUGGCACUGCAGCAGGGGGUCCCUAGCAAGCGGGCCCAGCACGGGCUCGGUGCAGGUGCGAUUGUGGGCAUUGUGUUUGGAGUGCUGGGCGGCGUUAUGCUCAUCCUGGGUGCUUCCUUCUUCGUGUGGAAGAAGAAGUUCCUGCAGAAGAACCGGAUGUAUCGGUAUGAAAGGUCCGAGAGCAAACUGAAGCUGACAGCCCUGUAGAUACGACUGACAUAAUGCGGAAGCAGCUGUAGCAUAAGGUUGCCACCUUUGCUUAGAGAUCAAGCUCGGCUCUUGUAGUCCUCAACCAGCUUGUGAAGCUACCCUUGUUGGGAUUUGCACCAGAAAUAUUGUCACUGAAGUGGAGUUGUUUGUAGAUCGAUUUAGCAGUACAAGUUGGCAUGCGAGCCUUUGUCAAACAUUGAGAAUGCAGUUUGGGUUGGACAACCUAGGGACAACGUCAGAGCAGCUAGAUAAUGUCCGUUCGAGAAGCUUUGCGGUCGUCUCCGCCAUUGUGGAGACGUACAUUUCCUUUCCGGGCCGCCUGGUUAAUUCAGUUGUCACCACAAAACUUGCAUCAGUGCGGUUCUGCCAGCUACGUUGUG